This is a messenger RNA of Cyprinus carpio (common carp), 1984 nucleotides long. RefSeq names its product bone morphogenetic protein receptor type-1B-like (gene bmpr1bb). Bases 248 to 1984 code for a protein of 578 amino acids. Gene Ontology annotation, biological process: protein phosphorylation; cellular response to growth factor stimulus; BMP signaling pathway. The record is from RefSeq and is a predicted model, not a curated record. NCBI's taxonomy places the organism in Eukaryota, Metazoa, Chordata, Actinopteri, Cypriniformes, Cyprinidae. Gene Ontology annotation, cellular component: plasma membrane; signaling receptor complex. Gene Ontology annotation, molecular function: ATP binding; SMAD binding; transforming growth factor beta receptor activity, type I. The transcript is spliced from 12 exons.
CACACACACACACACACACUGAAGGAAAGAAAACCAGCUCUCCUCCUCGAGUGGGACAGAAGGAGCCCGUUGAAUCUGCAGCAGAAGAGGCAUCGAGUAAUUGAUCGCCAGAUGUUUCUCGUGAGGAGCUGAUGCUUCUUUCUGAAGGACUGUAGAGGCUCGUGAAUGAAGAUGUUGAGAGAUCUGAACAUCAUAAAUCCAUAAGGAGCUUCAUUCAUCUGCGGACUGAGCGAAUGUGCUGGAAAGCAUGUUACAGAGGAAUUCUGGGAAGGAGAGCAGCAGCAGCGUGACACCAGUGAUUCCAGAGAGGAUGUUAUUGUGUCACUGUUAUCAUCACUGUCCUGAAGACUCCACCAACAACACCUGCAGGACUGAUGGUUACUGCUUCACUAUGGUGGAGGAAGAGGAGGGCGGCUCUCCGGUGCUCACGUCCGGCUGUCUGGGGUCAGUGGGCUCAGAGUUUCAGUGCAGGGACACUGGGAAUGCUCGUCUGAGGAGGAUCCUGGAAUGCUGCACGGAUCAGGAUUUCUGUAACCGAGACCUCCACCCGACGCUGCCUCCGCUCAAGAGUUCCGAUCAGGACAGCAGAAUUCAUCACACGGCUCUGUACACCUCGGUGUGCAUCAGCUGCGUCAUGCUGAUCUUCAUCAUCAUCUACUGCUACUACAGGUAUAACCGUCAGGUGACACGGGCGCGCUACAGCAUGGGUCUGGAGCAGGACGAGACCUUCAUUCCCGCCGGAGAAUCCCUGAAGGAUCUGAUCGAACAGUCUCAGAGCUCCGGCAGCGGAUCAGGACUCCCUCUGCUGGUGCAGCGAACCAUCGCCAAACAGAUCCAGAUGGUGAAGCAGAUCGGGAAGGGCCGCUAUGGCGAGGUGUGGAUGGGCCGCUGGAGGGGCGAACGGGUCGCUGUCAAGGUCUUCUUCACCACAGAAGAGGCCAGCUGGUUCAGAGAGACCGAGAUCUACCAGACCGUCCUGAUGAGACACGAGAACAUCCUCGGUUUCAUCGCGGCGGAUAUCAAGGGCACAGGCUCGUGGACGCAGCUGUAUCUGAUCACAGACUAUCACGAGAACGGCUCGCUGUACGACUACCUCAAAUCCACCACACUGGACACCAAAGCGCUGCUGCGGCUGGCGUACUCCGCCGUCUCCGGCCUGUGCCACCUGCACACCGAGAUCUUCGGCACGCAGGGCAAACCGGCCAUCGCUCACCGAGACCUGAAGAGCAAAAACAUCCUGGUGAAGAAGAACGGCACGUGCUGCAUCGCUGACCUCGGGCUCGCCGUCAAAUUCAUCAGUGACACUAACGAAGUGGACAUCCCGCCCAACACACGGGUCGGCACCAAACGCUACAUGCCCCCGGAGGUGCUGGACGAGAGCCUGAACCGCUGCCAUUUCCAGUCCUACAUCAUGGCCGACAUGUACAGCUUCGGCCUGAUCCUGUGGGAGAUGGCCAGGAGAUGUGUGUCCGGCGGGAUCGUGGAGGAGUAUCAGCUGCCGUAUCAUGACCUGGUGCCGACGGACCCGUCCUACGAGGACAUGAGGGAGGUGGUGUGCAUCAAGAGACAGAGACCUUCGUUUGCAAACCGCUGGAGCAGCGAUGAGUGUCUGCGGCAGAUGGGCAAACUGAUGACCGAGUGCUGGGCUCACAAUCCCGCGUCCCGUCUGACCGCCCACACCAAACUAAGAACACGAACUCCAAUACGUCCAAAUCCCAGGAAAAAAAACCGUCUAAACCCAACUCCAACUCUCACACAGCUACACAUCAAAUCUGACCGUAAAUACACUCAAAACCCCUUCCUUCUGAAAAAUCACACAAGCCACUCGCCCUGCGGGUCAUCACGGGUCACACAGCUUCAGAUCAACUCUGACCGUCACUCCAUCCAACAUCUGAAGACUGUUCAAUCUGCAACUCAAUCUCUCAACGUUCAUCCAGCAAACACACAACGAAACGAUUCAAUGAAAUGCAUUUUGCAACCUUGA